AUGUGGCGAAGCGGGCCCCCUGACCUGCAGUCUGCCUUCUGCUCCCACUCUCCUCUCUAACUGCUGUCACUUUACUUACUUCGGACCUCCCAAAUCCAGUGGUUGAUUUUAAGUUGUCUUACUUGAAACAUCUAGUAUUUGACACUAUUUACACAAAUGAGACUUCUUCCUUUGGAUUCUGAGACACCGUUUCUGGGUAUGUUAGUUCUUUCAGUAUUCCUCACACCUUCCUGCACUGUCUGUGGUGCUGGGGUUGAACAGAAUUUCACUUUUGGCCCUCUUCUCUUAGCUGUUCUCACAACUGCAGGUCCCACCGCCACUCUGGUUCACAUCUCUCUCCUGAACUCUGUCCAGAUCAACAUGUUAAACUCCUGAGUGGAUAUUGCCACGGGCUUAUCUUGAGUUCAGCCGCCAGCCACUGCUAAACUGGACCCUUCUGCCUGCUUUCCUUUCAGUUUUUGGCAUUCCUAUUUACUCAAACUAAAACAGCAAUGAAUCAUCUAUUUCUCCUUCAGUCACAUCCUCCACAUCCGUUCUCUAAAAUGGAACAAGUCUUUUGCCAAAAUGAACCUUUCCUCCAUCCCUGUGCCACUCCAUUAGGUCAGAAUCUCAUCUGCCUGGACUAUUGCAGUUAACUCCUAACUGGUCUCCCGCAUUCGCUCUUCUCUCCAAACCUUCCAGCUUUUAUCAGAGUGAUGUUUUUAAACCAAAAUUUGAUUAUGUUACUCAUCCCUCUCCUAUCACUCCCCUAUUUUCCAACCCCUAACACCUACUGCUUAGGAUUCCUCAUGGUAAUCAAGAUCCUUCAUAAUCUGGCUCUUGUCUGCCUUGCCAGGACUCCCCAUUUCAAUCGCUGGAUCAUCGUAGAGGCCAACACAUAUGAAAAGUACUGGCCAUUUUACCAGAAGCGUGGAGGCAACUAUUUUCCCAAAGAUCACUUGAAAAAGGCUGUCGCUGAAAUUGAAGAAAUGUGCAAUAUUUUAAAAAUGGAGGGAGUGACAGUGAGGAGGCCUGACCCCAUUGACUGGUCCGUGAAGUAUAAAACUCCUGAUUUUGAGUCUACGGGUUUAUAUGGUGCGAUGCCUCGAGACAUCCUGAUAGUUGUGGGCAAUGAGAUCAUCGAGGCUCCCAUGGCAUGGCGUGCUCGCUUCUUUGAGUACCGCGCAUACCGAUCAAUUAUCAAAGACUACUUCCACCGUGGUGCCAAGUGGACAACGGCUCCUAAGCCCACAAUGGCUGAUGAGCUUUAUGACCAGGAUUACCCCAUCCGUUCUGUAGAAGACAGACACAAAUUGGCUGCUCAGGGAAAAUUUGUGACGACUGAGUUUGAGCCAUGCUUUGAUGCUGCUGACUUCAUUCGAGCUGGAAGAGAUAUUUUUGCACAAAGAAGCCAGGUUACAAACUACCUGGGCAUUGAAUGGAUGCGUAGGCAUCUUGCUCCAGACUACAAAGUGCACAUCAUCUCCUUUAAAGAUCCCAAUCCAAUGCAUAUUGAUGCCACCUUCAAUAUCAUUGGACCUGGUCUUGUGCUUUCCAACCCUGAUCGACCAUGUCACCAGAUUGAUCUUUUCAAGAAAGCAGGAUGGACCAUAGUGACUCCUCCAAUACCCGUCAUCCCAGAUGAUCACCCGCUCUGGAUGUCAUCCAAAUGGCUUUCCAUGAAUGUCUUAAUGCUAGAUGAAAAGCGUGUUAUGGUGGAUGCCAAUGAAGUCCCGAUUCAAAAGAUGUUUGAAAAGCUGGGUAUCAGUACCAUUAAGGUUAACAUUCGGAACGCCAAUUCCCUGGGAGGAGGCUUCCACUGCUGGACUUGCGAUGUCCGGCGCCGAGGCACCCUGCAGUCCUACUUUGACUGAUCAGGCCUGGUGGGGCUUGUGGCUUGGCCUCAAAUAAACCUAGGAAGCUUAGGGAUAAGGUUCACUCUCUCGCUUUAAAAACUGCAUGAACUGUAGUGCUUUAAACAAUCAUAUCCUUAACAGGGGUCUUAAGCCUGGUUUAUUUUUAUUACUUUUCUUCGAUAUAAGGAAAAUAACUCGUGCUAGGUCUUGCUCUCCACUCCUAAAUUUACUAUUUGGCUUGAAGCGUAAAAAUUUGGUGAAUGUGUUCCAAGACAAAAAUUAGUCAUUUGAGUAACUUGGCCACUAAUAUUUAACCAUCUACCUCUGUUUUUAAUUUUCUUUCCAAAAGGCAGCUUGAAAUGUUGGUCCUAAUCUUCAUUAUUUUUUUCCUUUUUGCUAGACUUUUGAAUGUUUGUAUCACUUCUUUUCUCUAAAUGAGAGAAAGAAUGUACACAGAUCUUAAGUAGAACUAGAUAAUUCUCUCUUUUUCUACUAAGGAUUUUGAUAACUUUUAAUUUUUUGUUUUUAAAAAAAUAACAGACUAUGCAAACAUUUAAGUGAAUUUUCCAUAAAUGUUUUUAAUAUUCUCAUCUCAGCAUUGGUGAUAUUUGCUACUAAAACCUUUUCAUACAACUUACCUCAUUUCAAGUGAUUUAUUUGAAUAUCUUUUUCUUCUCUGUCCAAAACUUUACAGAAAUAUUUAGUGCAAUAGGAUAUAACUAUCAGUUCCUAUCCUUAAAUUUUGAUGUUCAAUAUCUAAUGGGUACGUUGUAUCUUUGGUAAACUAAGAUUUGUUUACAGAUGUGCAAAUUAUUUAAAAUGCAGACUUUAAAAACAUUAAAAAAACUAAUGGAGGUAAAACCUACAUGCGAUGUGAAAUAAUUUUAAUGUUGAAUAUUGCACAUGGAUUUUUACUCUAAUAAACUUUUGUGUUACAGAAUGGCUUUUAUCAGA
Equus caballus (horse) is the source of this 2789-nucleotide messenger RNA. RefSeq names its product glycine amidinotransferase (gene GATM). Gene Ontology annotation, molecular function: amidinotransferase activity. Gene Ontology annotation, cellular component: mitochondrion. Gene Ontology annotation, biological process: creatine biosynthetic process. The record is from RefSeq and is a predicted model, not a curated record. NCBI's taxonomy places the organism in Eukaryota, Metazoa, Chordata, Mammalia, Perissodactyla, Equidae.